AUGACCACCGCUCUCAAGAGUAUUCGAUCGCUCGCUCCUCUCCUCGACCGUGUUCUGGUCCAGCGAGUCAAAGCUGAGUCAAGAACUGCCGGUGGCAUCUUCCUUCCCGAGAGCAGCGUCAAAGAAUUGAAUGAAGCAAAGGUUCUGGCGGUCGGACCCGGUGGCUUUGACAAGGAUGGGAAGAGAAUAGCAAUGAGUGUGAAGGAGGGUGACAAGGUGUUAAUUCCUCAGUAUGGUGGCAGCCCCGUCAAAGUUGGAGAAGAGGAAUAUCAUUUGUUCCGGGAUCAUGAGUAUGUGUUACCACCCUCCGCUUUCAAACCUGCACUGUCCCUCCUAACCGUCACGACAAGGCUCCUCGCAAAGAUCAACGAAUAG
This is a messenger RNA of Rhinocladiella mackenziei CBS 650.93, 375 nucleotides long. RefSeq lists its product as uncharacterized. Gene Ontology annotation, molecular function: protein folding chaperone; ATP binding; metal ion binding. The transcript has 3 exons. NCBI's taxonomy places the organism in Eukaryota, Fungi, Ascomycota, Eurotiomycetes, Chaetothyriales, Herpotrichiellaceae. Gene Ontology annotation, cellular component: mitochondrial matrix. The record is from RefSeq and is a predicted model, not a curated record. Bases 1 to 375 code for a protein of 124 amino acids.